AUGUUGAUGGAAUACUGCCCAUGGGAUUUAUCAAGGUAUAUCAAAAAGAACAGAUGCGUUGAAGACAAGUAUAUGGCCAAGUACUGCUAUGAAAUUCUCAAAGCCAUCAAAGCUUGCCAUGAUCUGAAUAUUGCACAUAGUGACAUCAAGCCAAGUAAUUUACUGAUCGAUAACUACGGAAGAAUCAAAGUCUGUGAUUUCGGACUUUCUUCCUAUCAAAACGAUCAAUCUUCCAAGUCUGAUUACAAAGGAACACUUCUCUUCCUUCCUCCAGAAGCUUUCAAAGGAAAACCUUACAACCUCCUGAAAGCUGAUGUUUGGGCCAUUGGUGCCACUUUCUACUUUAUGGCAACGGGCAACUAUCCUUUCAACGCUACCUCAUAUUUGAAUUACGUCAGAAUGAUCAACAGUGGCGAAAUACCCACUGAAAAGAUAUCUGACAUAUAUUUGAGAGACGUUAUUGAGCAUUGCCUCGUUAUAGAGCCAGAAUAUAGAGCUACAGUUGACGAAUUACUCGAACUUCCUUAUUUCGCAAGAUUCACAGCCGCUCCUGUUACAAGACCAAGAAAAGUAUGUGUUAGAUCCAUGUCACAAGUUCAAAAAAUCGUAAAACCAGUGACUACAAAAUUAAUGAAACAGAAGUCAGAGAAGAAUCAUAUGUUUAUGUAUAAUAUGAGAAUACAUAGAGCAUAA
Molecule: messenger RNA, 693 nt
Organism: Trichomonas vaginalis G3
Lineage: Eukaryota; Parabasalia; Trichomonadida; Trichomonadidae
Product: protein kinase protein
Exons: 1
Coding region: 1-693 (230 amino acids)
Biological process (GO): protein phosphorylation
Molecular function (GO): ATP binding; protein kinase activity
Source: RefSeq, a predicted model, not a curated record